AUGUCAGUCAAAUUCUACGAGUUCUUGGGCAUGUCAUUGGUCAAGAAGUACGAAUUUCCCGAGGCCAAGUUCGAUCUGUACUUUAUGGGAUACAACAGUCCCAAGGCCGUUUCCCACGGCAGCUCACACGUGAACCGCCAAGGUGUCAUCGAGCUCACUCACAACUACGGCACCGAGGAUGAUCCCAACUAUACCGUAAACAACGGCAACAAAGAACCGCACCGUGGCUUUGGUCACACCUGCAUUAGCGUAGACAACAUUCAGGCCGCUUGCCAGCGUAUCGAGGAUGCAGGAUACAAGUUUCAGAAGAAGCUUACUGAUGGCCGGAUGAAGAACAUCGCCUUUGCCUUGGAUCCCGACGGCUACUGGGUGGAAGUAAUUGGACAGAAACCCCUGGAGGAAACCGAGAACAUCAAGGAGACUGAUCCAGCCACCUACCGAAUGAACCAUACCAUGAUUCGCGUCAGGGAUGCUGAAAAAUCGCUGAAAUUCUAUCAGGAGGUCAUGGGGAUGACGCUUAUCAGAACCUCCGAGAAUGGCGCUGCCGGGUUCAACCUCUACUUCCUCGGCUACCCUGGUGCUCAGGACACUGCUCAGGCCAACCGCGAGGGCUUGCUCGAACUGACAUGGAACUAUGGCACCGAGAAGGAUGCCAACUUCAAGUACCACAAUGGCAAUGAUGAUCCCCAGGGCUUUGGGCAUAUUUGCGUGUCCGUUGACGACCUUGACGCUGCUUGCCAGCGUUUCGAGGAUCUCAAGUGUAGUUGGAAGAAGCGACUUACAGAUGGCCGCAUGAGGAACGUGGCUUUCUUGCUAGAUCCGGAUGGCUACUGGGUUGAGGUUGUGCAGAAUGACAAGUACAGUGACAAGUACAGAGUAUAA
Messenger RNA from Metarhizium album ARSEF 1941, 882 nucleotides. RefSeq names its product lactoylglutathione lyase. The coding region runs from base 1 to 882 and encodes 293 amino acids. Gene Ontology annotation, molecular function: metal ion binding; lactoylglutathione lyase activity. The record is from RefSeq and is a predicted model, not a curated record. Lineage: Eukaryota; Fungi; Ascomycota; Sordariomycetes; Hypocreales; Clavicipitaceae. The transcript has 3 exons.